ACCUUCACCAAACAUCCCACCGAGGAGCAGGCAAAUUCCUUGUCUCUUACUCAGCAUGCGGUUGCAGGUUUCGAUCAGCCUCGUGGCUGCUUGCUACUGGGCUCUCGCUUCUCUAUCCGCAGUCUCCGCAGCAGUCGCACCCAAUCCAGAUCCCACUUAUCACAUUCCCCGAAUCGGCGUUCCCAAAUUAUCUUCGCUCACAUCAGCCUCUCAAUUCCUCACUCCGCGUUUCCAUCGCAUCAUCAGAGCAGACGAGGACAAGUCGAAGAAGACGAACACCGCGCUGUUUGUCGCAUCGGAACAGGGCGGAUUUGGAGCGCUGAAUCCCAGAAAUGGAGAUAUUGUGUGGAGAAGAGUGGUCAAUGAUACAGAUCCCGUGCAAGGCUUUUGGCUCAGCGCUGAUGUCGCACUGUACUUGACUGGCCAUGGCGCUACGAGAGCCACGGUGCACAACGCACUGACGGGCCGUUUGGAAUGGUCUCAACUUCUUUCGUCUCCUGAUCAAUCCGAUCCUAGUCUUUUCUCCGCUCCUGACAUUAGCAUCCCCUCGUGGGCCGGACCAGGAUGUGAUGCUUCUUUUGUAGCACCUGGCUUUCCUGCCGGCGACAUCAUUGUCCUAGAUGGGGCCAAACGCAUUAGGAGGCUUGAUGGGACUACCGGUCAACAGCGGUGGAGAUGGAGUGAAGCCGAGGUUACGAAGGAUCGCACGCUUGUUCGCGUGUUGGCAAGCGAAGCAGCUGUGCACGUUGUCUCUCUGGCUCCAACCUAUUCCACUCUGCCUUUGAUUGGCUCAAAAGAGCCCACGGGCUUCGAUGUGCGCAUCUACACGCUCUCGCUGACCGACGGAAAGCUGUUGGAUAUUCAGGAUGUAGGCGCAGCCAUCGCCCCUGUUGGUCCCUUGGCUGGCUACGGCGGCAAAGCCACGACCGGUGGUGCUGCGAACAUUGCGCUGGUCAACCUUGCUGCUACUCGACCACGCCAAGGAAGCGAAGUAACACCUGCGGGACAGAAGCCUCCACUCCAGCCUCAUCUGGUCUGGGUACACAAGGAUGGAACGAUCAGAGCCGUCUCGUGGCCAGUCGGUCUGAGCUCUCCAUCUGAUGAGGAUGCUCCUGCUAUUCAAGCGAGACAGGCUUCCAACGUUCUCACUCUCAAGGCCCUCUCAAGUAGCUUUGUUGCCUUGCGAGAAGUCAAUCUCGGUGAGCGUGGCGUGCUCAUCGCCAUCAGGGAAGAUGGAAAAGCAGAGGUUAUCCGCGUCGAUCAUGCUCAAGGCAAUGAAGGAUCAAAGCAAGGCAAAGCUGCGCUCUACUCCCGAUGGGAAUUUGAGGAGGAUGCUCGCGAUGCUGUAUACAGCGGCACAGUGGACAAGCAGGGGUCAGCAUAUGUGAAUAGACUAUUCUUCCAAGCUUCUCAACAGUUGGUCAAUUUCCACGUCUACUGGCUCGACUCGAAAGAUCCUGGCGGGCAGGGCCAGAUCACUGGUUUCAGCUUUCAGUUCGAUCAUGAUCUGAACGGAGAUAUUCUCGCUGCGCCGUUCGAAGUAUCGCCCGUGUCGUCGUAUCAGGUCAUUACGCGGUCCGCUUUCAUCACUGCCUCUGGAUCCGUCAGGCUACUGCAAGAUGACCGACAUCACUGGAUGAACGAAGAGGGUCUGGCCGAGACUGCUGCCGCAGUUCUGGUAGACUUGCCUGAGCGCCAGAUCGGAAGUGUCGUUUCGGCGGAUUUCGAGAGUGGUGGCUUAGAGCUGAAGCUGCGAGCAGCAGCUGCCCGAGCUGUGCUGGAAGGCGAGACCUUCUUCGAGCGCUUGCAGCGACAUGGAUUGGCUUUGCAGCUCGCGCCAUCCUGGCUUCUUAGCGUCAGCAUCAGCUUCAUCGAGGGUCUAAAGAGUUUGAUCUCAGAUCCUCGCCUCUUUGCGACUUCGCACUACGCGGCUCAGCGCGGAGCUCCUCCACCACCACCGAAGCCCACCGCGAGCGAAGAUGGUACGACACGACAAUUCAAACGAUACCCAGCGGGAGGCGUUGCUGCUGCCGAGGUGCCUGACGCCAGGCGUCGGGUUAUCCCUCGCCCUGCGCGUAUUCCUCAAGGUGGGAAAGCUGCUCGACCUGCGCAUCUUGCUCAAGGCCCUCCACCUCCAGCUGCACUUGCACCGCGUGCCGCAGAUUCCAACAUCACUGCGCACCUAUUCCGAGACAGGCUGGGUUUCAGAAAGGUCCUAGUGAGCGCCACGACACGCGGUAAAGUGUACGCCAUGGACACGGAUACGAGGACAUUUGUGUGGGAAAAGAGUCUUGUCGGUUUUGGAGCUGGCGAGGGAGCACCUGUGCCGAUCGUCAAUGUGCGGUUCCUCAGCGUCACUAGACCUGUGGGAGGGGCGAGCUCGGCAAAGGAUAGCAGGACUGACAAGGAUGCGAAUGCCGAUGCGGCUGCCCAUCUUGGACCUCUGAUUACCAUCGUUGCUGAUGUAGAAGAGCAAGGCACGACCCUUACGAGAGUGUGGGAGCUUGAUCCUCUGACGGGCGUCUUUCCUGCUGGGGACGCUGCGCAGACCGGCCUUCCGCUGCUUGUGGGCAAGGCGAAAGACGUCUUCUUACUGCCGUUCGAAGACGACGUCACCAGACAGCAAGCGGUGGGCGCCAUCGACCCCAACAAUGGGUUAGUACUUUGGCCUCGCACUCCAUCCGUCGCAGCCGCCUUCGAAAAGAUUGCGAAGCAAUUCUUCUACCUCACGCACACGACUCAUGAGGAUCAGGCGACAGGCCAGAACACUUCAAUCUUGAAUGGCUUCGUCGUACUUAACGGCCAAACGCUCGAGUCUGCGCCAGCAUGGCAGAUGCGCUUUGAGCCGGGCGAGGAGAUCGUCCACCUGAUACAUGGAUCGAACGGACCUAUAGCCAGCCAGGGUAAAGUUCUUGGAAAUCGCAAGACAAUGUACAAGUACCUCAAUCCGCACGGAGUCGUCGUUGUGACGCGACUAUCUGGCCCAGCUUCUCAGAGGGGCGACUCAGCUCAUGUCUAUGUGAUCGACUCGGCUAGUGGUCUCACACUCUACUCUCGACGUUUGAUAGACCACGAUCUGGCUGCAGGCCAAGACUCACUUCAAGCAGCGUUUGCUGAGAAUUGGAUCACCGUCGCAUACAGGGUCAAUGGUCACGAUGCUCACGAGGUCAGCACAAAGCCUCAAAACGAAGUGCUGUCGGGUGACGAAAAGAGCAGCAAAGCAAAGACGAUUGCGCUCAAGCCGGAGACGCGAUUACUGUCGCUGGAGCUGUACGAGGCUGAGACGGCUCGAGAUCAGACGUGGGACUGGAGAGGCAGCAAAAGCAGCUUCAGUCCGGUGGUUGGCGGUCCCGAGGGAGUCAGACCCUUUGCGCAGACCUACGUUUUGCCUCACGCGAUCACAUCCUUGGCAAUGUCCAAGACCAAGUUCGGAAUCACCAGCAAGUCCCUACUCAUGACCACCGUCAAUGGCAAUCUGUUGAGCUUGCCUCGAAGGAUUUUAGAUCCUCGCAGGCCUGUCGGUCGCAAGCCCACUUCGGAGGAGUUGGAAGAAGGUCUGUCCACUUUUGAUGCGUAUGUUCCCAAUGCGCCGCAACUCAGUGUCGGUGGUCAGUUCCGCAUCGAAGGUCCUAAAGGACUUGUCGUCGCACCGGCCGCAAUCGAGAGCACGAGCUUGGUCGCCGUGCUAGGUCUCGAUUGGAUCCUCGUCAGGAUCGCUCCUAGCGGCACAUUUGACAUGCUCAACCCAACUUUCAACAAGCCCCAGCUCGUCUUGACCAUCGUGGCGCUGACCGUGGGGCUCUUGGUCGCAAGACCGAUGCUCGCCACCAAAACCCUCAAAAUGAGGUGGUAGAACCAACGCAGGGACAGAAAUCACACCCAAGCGUGGGCGCACAUGGAUACAAUUUGCAUCGAUCUGUUUGGUCGCCAGGUCAUAGUUCAUGGCGCACGAGUGAGCCCUUGGAUCGAACUUGAUGAUCGUGCUUGGGAGAUGAGGUAUGAUAUUGCAGAAAGUUGAUGAUACCGCACAAUAGAUUCGAU
Messenger RNA from Ceraceosorus guamensis, 4041 nucleotides. RefSeq names its product DUF1620-domain-containing protein. Lineage: Eukaryota; Fungi; Basidiomycota; Exobasidiomycetes; Ceraceosorales; Ceraceosoraceae. The coding region runs from base 56 to 3853 and encodes 1265 amino acids. The record is from RefSeq and is a predicted model, not a curated record. Gene Ontology annotation, molecular function: protein binding. Gene Ontology annotation, cellular component: EMC complex. Gene Ontology annotation, biological process: protein folding in endoplasmic reticulum. The transcript has 4 exons.